AUGGCGUCUGAGAAGCAGUAUGGCACUACGCCUCCCAUCUCCGUCACCCUCCCAACGGAAGGCGAGAAGCAAUCUACAGAGUCUCUCUUCCGUGAGCUGAAAGCUCAAGGGACUUUCGAGCAUGCUACUGAGACCCAGAAGAGAGAGAAGGUGCUAGCAUCGAUUCAAGCCAUCGCAGAUGUUUUCGUCAAGAAGGUCGCAAAGGAGAGGGAGCCGGAGAAUGCCCUUCUGGCGAGGGAUGCGCGAGGUCAUGUCUUCACAUAUGGUAGCUACCGGCUAGGCGUCUACGGCCCCGGUUCCGAUAUCGACACACUCGUCGUUGCGCCGCGAUAUGUUACCCGCGAGGACUUCUUCAAACACUUCCCUGGCCUGCUGAAGGAGAUGACGCCACCUGGAUCUAUCGAGGACUUGGCUGCGGUCACCGACGCAUUCGUCCCCAUCAUCAAAUUCGAGUACUCCGGUAUCAGCAUCGAUUUGAUCUUCUCCAGAAUAGCUACCCUCAAGCAAUUGCCCCCGAGAGACAAGUUCAACCUCCUCGACAACAACCUCCUACGAGGACUCGAUGAAGCAGAACUACGUUCUUUGAACGGCACAAGAGUGACUGACGAAAUCCUCGAGCUCGUUCCGGAGAAGACAUCUUUUCGCUUGGCUCUGCGCGCCAUCAAGCUCUGGGCACAGCGACGUGCUAUAUACGCCAACAUCAUGGGUUAUCCAGGAGGAGUGGCAUGGGCAAUGCUUGUUGCAAGAAUAUCCCAACUCUACCCCAAGGCAACGGGCGCUGUCAUUGUCAACAAGUUCUUCAACAUCAUGCGACGCUGGCCGUGGCCACAGCCGGUCCUCCUGAAGCACAUCGAGGAUGGCCCCUUACAAGUCCGCGUUUGGAAUCCCAAGAUCUACAAGGGAGAUACUUUCCAUCUAAUGCCCAUCAUCACACCAGCAUAUCCAUCCAUGUGUGCCACAUUCAAUGUCACCAAGUCUGCCAUGGCUGUCAUUCAGAAAGAGCUCGACACAUUUGCAGAAGUAACCGACCAGAUCAUGUUGGGUAAGAGACCCUGGAAAGAUUUGUUCGUAAAGCAUACCUUCUUCACCUCGGGUUUCAAGUACUACAUCGCAGUGAUAUCAGCCAGCAAGACGAAAGAGGCACACAAGCUCUGGUCCGGUUUUGUCGAGUCAAAGAUCCGACUCCUAGUCCAGGGCAUAGAACGCCAUCCUUCCAUUGCGCUUGCGCGACCGUUCAACAAAGGCUAUGAACGCACGCAUCGCUGCAAGACCGGCGCCGAAGUCAACAAGGUCCAGGACGGUGAUCUCUCUUUCGUACUGAAGGAAGCAGAAAUUGUCGAACAGAAAGCUACGACCGAGGUCGCAGGCGUCGAAGUAGCUGGCACAGAAGUGAAGGCCGCAGACGGUAAUGGAGAGGAGGCGGCAAAGCCUAACGGUACUGAAACAGAGACCAAGGAAGAGACAAUCGACGUCUACACGACCACACAUUACAUCGGACUAGAGCUCUACGAAGGCGCCAAAUCUCUCGAUCUAUCGUACCAAGUCAAUGAGUUUAAGGAUCUCUGUCACAACUGGGACAAGUAUAAGGACGAGUUGAACGAACACUGCUCCCUCAGUAUCCAACAUGUCCGCAACAUCAACCUGCCCGACGACGUAUUCGAAGCUGGCGAAGUGAAGCCAACAAAACCGAUCAAGAAGAAGGUCCCGGCCACCAACGGCGCGGCUAAGAAGCGCGGUGCCUCUGAACGUCAGCGAAACGCCAACAAACAUCAGCUGUUGCGGCUGGCUGAACACGGCCGCGAGCUGCGUUAA
Molecule: messenger RNA, 1812 nt
Organism: Phaeoacremonium minimum UCRPA7
Lineage: Eukaryota; Fungi; Ascomycota; Sordariomycetes; Togniniales; Togniniaceae
Product: putative poly polymerase pla1 protein
Exons: 5
Coding region: 1-1812 (603 amino acids)
Cellular component (GO): nucleus
Molecular function (GO): poly(A) RNA polymerase activity; RNA binding
Source: RefSeq, a predicted model, not a curated record